AUGGCUCUGGAGUCCCCCACGAACGAGUACGCAGCAUCAGCAGCGACGGAGUCGGGCGCCGCGGCGUCCCUUCCCCUCGGCGCCCUUGAAAACGUGCUGCCGUCCUCCGACCUGGAGAAGGGCGGCAGCGAGGGGGGGAGCGGCUCGCUCAGUGCAAUCGACGUGCUGUCGCGGAAUCCCGUGGCGCGCUUCUUCAACCGCAUCGUGCCCCGCGGCGGCUCGCUGGCCGGCAUGUUCAACCUCGCAAGCGUGACGCUCGGCGCCGGCAUCAUUUCGAUCCCCUCCGCCUUCAACACCUCCGGCAUGGCCAUGGCGGUGACGUAUCUCGUGGUGGUGACGGCGCUGACGGUGUUCUCCAUCAUGCUUCUCGUCUCGGCGUCGGAGCGGACGGGAUUCCGCAGCUUUGAGAGUAUGGCGCGCGGCCUGCUGGGGCGCGGGGCGGACUACGCAGUGGCGUUUCUCAUGUGGCUGUUGUGCUUUGGUGGGGCGGUCGGCUACGUGGUGGCGGUGGGCGACGUGCUGCGCCCCAUCCUCGCUCAUGCGGGGGUGCCGGAGUACCUGCAAACAGACAGCGGGCGGCGUGUGCUGGUGAGCUGCAUCUGGAUCCUCUUCAUGUUCCCGCUGGUGCUGCCGAAGCAUGUGAACUCGCUGCGCUACGCCUCGGCCAUCGGUGUGCUGUUCAUACUGUUCUUUGUCUUCUGCGUCGUGGUGCACUCCGCGCAGAAGAUCGCACGUGACGGUGGCCUCCGCCCAGAUCUCAUUAUGGUGCGCCCGGGCAACAGCGCCGUCUCGGGGCUUUCGCUCUUCAUGUUUGCGUAUCUGUGCCAGGUGAACUGCUUCAAGAUCUACCACGAGAUGGCGUCGCGUUCUGUGGCACACAUGACCCGGGAUGCUGCGCUGAGUUGUGGUAUUUGCUGCCUCCUUUACUUUUUAAUUGGAUUUUUUGGCUACGCUGAGUUUGGGCCCGAGGUGGAAGGAUCUAUUUUGAAAUAUUUUGAUCCUUAUGCAUCCCCUGUUUUCUUUGUGUGUUACUUUGGUCUUAUUGUCAAAUUGUGUGCUGCCUUUUCGCUGAAUAUGUUGGCUUGCCGAACUGCACUCUUCCAGAUCUUGCACUGGGAUGUGGUAGCCAUGCCGUACUGGAAGCAUAGCAUCUUCAGUGUUUUGUUUGCUGUUGGCGCGCUCGUGUUUGGCCUUUUCGUCCCGGACAUUAAUAUUGUGUUUGGGCUUGUGGGGGCAUUCUGUGGCGGUUUCAUUGGCUUCGUUUUCCCAUCGCUUUUCAUGAUGUACUCUGGUGGAUGGUCACGCCAGUCCGUGGGGUGGGUGCAGUACCUGCUGACGUACUUUCUCCUCCUGGCGGGUGUGGUGGCGAUUGUGUUUGGCACAGGUAGCUCUAUAUACUCCACAGUGCAGAAGUACAUCUGA
Molecule: messenger RNA, 1422 nt
Organism: Trypanosoma grayi
Lineage: Eukaryota; Euglenozoa; Kinetoplastea; Trypanosomatida; Trypanosomatidae
Product: putative amino acid transporter
Exons: 1
Coding region: 1-1422 (473 amino acids)
Biological process (GO): amino acid transmembrane transport
Molecular function (GO): amino acid transmembrane transporter activity
Source: RefSeq, a predicted model, not a curated record